Uloborus diversus is the source of this 447-nucleotide messenger RNA. RefSeq names its product AT-rich interactive domain-containing protein 2-like. The record is from RefSeq and is a predicted model, not a curated record. The transcript is spliced from 3 exons. Bases 163 to 447 code for a protein of 94 amino acids. Gene Ontology annotation, molecular function: DNA binding. NCBI's taxonomy places the organism in Eukaryota, Metazoa, Arthropoda, Arachnida, Araneae, Uloboridae. Gene Ontology annotation, cellular component: SWI/SNF superfamily-type complex.
UGUGCUGAGCUUGUGAUGAUAUCGUAGUAACGAAUUUAUAAUUCUAUAUUUGUGGCUGUGAGAGAGAUGGGUAUUUUCUCUAAUACUGCGUUCGAUUCUUUCCGAAUAUCUUUAUGUUGUGUGAUUUAAGAAUCAGUUUUGCAUUUACUGAAAGUUUUUAUCAUGGAGAAACUGCACAAGGAACCGGAUGUUAGUAGGCAAGAUUAUUAUGCGUUUGUUAACGAGUUGAAACUCUUCCAUCAAAACAGAGGAACACCUUUUCGUCAUCUUCCUAAGAUCAAUGGCCGGGAAAUUGACUUACAGAAACUCUACAACCAAGUUACGGCCCUAGGAGGCCUGCAAAAGGUAAUAGAACAUCAGAAAUGGGAUUCUGUAGCAGAAGUUUUAAAGUUACCGAAAGCUUGUGCAAAUUUUGCACUAAGUUUGAGACAGAUUUAUAUAAGGUAA